Molecule: messenger RNA, 3636 nt
Organism: Epinephelus fuscoguttatus (brown-marbled grouper)
Lineage: Eukaryota; Metazoa; Chordata; Actinopteri; Perciformes; Serranidae
Gene: lrrc31
Product: leucine rich repeat containing 31
Exons: 10
Coding region: 285-1997 (570 amino acids)
Molecular function (GO): protein binding
Source: RefSeq, a predicted model, not a curated record
GGUGUUAAACAGACCGGAGAAAGUCAGAGCAGCACAAAGUGAAGAUGAAGAAGAGAUUUUUAUUCGCUGUAGCUAUGAUUUAGUUUAUGUUAUAGCUUAACUGAGAUAUUUAGUAGGUUUUUAUUUUGUCUCUCCAUGUUCAGACAAUUCCAGACAAACCGACCGUGAACGCAUCGCCGUGACGGAUGACUGAUUAAAAACACUGCACUUUGUCUUAUCUGUUUUAUUUUUAUUUUUUCUUGAAAUUCGCUUUUGUUUCGGAGCUCAGCUCUUCAAACUCGCACAUGGAGUCCGCAGAUGGUCAGCGGGGGCGGUACAGUGGCAGUCAGAGACGUUCCCCUUUCGACCUCAUCAUGAACCAGAUCCGCAGGAAGCGCACAGCCUCAGACAGGAAGCCGCUGGGACGCUUCCUGUCUCGAGACCGGACAGGGAUCCCUGAGGAUGGAGAGGUGGAGGAGAAAGGACAGAUCUCAGGUGUUGCUGAGGCAGCAGAGAGUGAGUGUGACAUCGGCUGGGGUCGAGUGGGUGUGUUCCUGCAGCGGUUGGGGAAGAAAGCCGACAGCAGGAGCCUCAGCCUGGCUCACUGUGACCUCACUGCUACAGACCUGCUGGAGCUAGCAACGCUGCUCCAGUUUCUCCCCCAGCUGGAGGAGAUGGACAUCUCCUGGAACGAGCUGAUUGGCGGAUGUCUGAGAGCGCUGACCUCUCACCUCCAGCAUGUUAGCAGGGUGAGAGUGCUGAGGCUCUGCAGCUGCAGGCUGAACGCUGAUGAUGUUGCUGCACUGGGUGAAGCUCUUGAUUCCAUCCCUCUCUUGGAGAUCCUUGAUUUGUCCUGGAACAGUGGCAUUGGGGGCGGCACUUUGCAAGGCCUGCUGGGUAAACUUCACCCACCACUGAGGGAGCUCCACCUGGUGGCCUGCCAGCUCACUGAGGCUGAUGCUGCUGUACUGGGAGGAAUGGUGUCUGCUCUCCCCAGACUCUGUGUGUUGGAUGUCUCCUGUAAUCCUCAGCUCACACAUGAAGUCAAUGCCAAAGGCUUCAGAGAGCUGGCCUCCUCUCUCUCUCACGCCACCUCCCUCACCACACUGCGACUGCAGGCCUGCGGUCUGACUGCAGACAGCCUCGAUGCUCUCGGUGGUUCGCUCCACUGCCUCCCCUCAGUGCGAGAGUUGGACCUGUCCUGUAACAAAAGUCUAGCCGGAGGACUGGACCGCCUCACCCUCCACCUGGCUCACCUCACACACCUGGAGAGCCUCGACCUCCAUCUCUGCUGUCUCACACACACUGACCUGGAGGCCCUGAUCCAGGUGCUUCCCUCUCUGACGGCACUGAUGGAGCUUGAUGUGUCGUCCAAUAAGGAGGCAGGGAGCAUGGUCCACCCGUUGGUCUCCGCCCUCCCUCUGACACAGAUGAGGCGUCUGCCGCUCAAUAGCUGCAGCCUCAACCAGGAGUCCUUUACUGCUCUGGCUCUGGCCAUGCCGUACCUGCGCAGUGUGGAUGUGUCCUGGUGUAAAGUGGUUGGUGGUCAUUUAGCGUUGCUCCUGGAUGCUUUGCAGCCGUCUGUCAUCCUGGAGCUCCGCCUCAGCAGCUGUGAGCUCACCACUGAUGACCUGCAUCACCUAGCUGCAGUGUGCAGACGUGGCUGCCUGUCCUCUCUCCGGGUGUUGGAUCUGUCCUACAACGGCUUGGUGGGAGAUGAUGGCUGGUCCGCCCUGUUUGCUGCAGGAGGCCUGGGCUCACUGGAGGACAUCGACCUCAGCUUACGACCAUCGACCUUCGCUCCCUGUGCAGCCUGGCUGCCGGCGCUGUUCUGUGCCCUGCCUCGGCUUUCUGCGCUGACUCACUUGGCGGUGCAGCGGUGGACUAUUGGCUCUCGGGACAGAAAGCAGCUGGACCACUGCUUGAGGAAGAGGAGCGUCCUGCUGGAGUGGGAUCCACCAAAUAAAGACACAACGGCAUCAUUUAAGGCGACCAAUCAGGAGAGUCCUGAGGAGUAGGGAUUCAAAACCCUGAAGAUGCUGAUCUGAUAUCAUAUGUCACUAAUGAAGGACAUCUGUAAUAAAAACCAUCACCAGCACUCUGAGAUUUAAGCAGAAACAUGACUGUGCCCUGGAUAAUAGUCUGUACAUUUGAUAAGGAUCUCCUCAGGUCUUGAAAAUUGUAAAAAUCCGUAAAAAGUUUUUGAUAUUUUCUAGAGCUUGAAAACUUUUAAAAUUGGCCAAAAAUAUCUUGGAAAACUAAUUUAGCCUUUUACUUUUAAAGGUCCAGUGUGUAGGAUUUGGGGGGAUAUAUUGGCAGAAAUGGAAAAAAAUAUAAUAAGUAUGUUGUAUUUAGUGUAUAAUAACUCAAAAAUAAUCAUUAAAUUUUCUUUACCUUAGAAUGAGCCAUUUAUAUCCACAUAGGGAGUGGGUCCUUGUGGAUCGCCAUGUUUACAGCCAUGGCUCUACAGUAGCCCACAGCGGACAUACCAAACACUGGCUCUAGAUAGGGAUAUUCACAUUUUUGCAUCAGUCAAUGUAGUCAGAAGCCCUGUCGUGAUGAGAGCGUUACAGAAAUACUGACCUCUGCAGAUACUUCAGCUCCUGGUUAAAACCUCCUGAACAAAGAACAUUGAAGGAGUUCUAACGGGAAGAAGUUUCAGCUGGUUGCAUUCUGCAGUCUUUUUGGCUAGAUGCCUCUAAAUUCCCCAAAAUCUUAUACACUUAACAUUUAACUGCAGAUUGAUUAUGACCUAAUUCAUAUUCAUGUUGCCCAGAUAAUUUUGUAAGCAUAAAUUUAACUAUUAACUAAAAUUUGGUUUAAGAAUUAGGACUUAGGGUCAGUCAAUGUGGCUGAAAUUAACAUAAAUAUUUAAACAUGUUUGUAAUAUCUAUAUGCAAGAUAUGGUAUUCAUAAUAAUUCUAAAAUAGUCAAACUCACAACCAAAGAAAUGAACUGUGUUCACUGUGUCCACAAUUUUAUUGGAGAACAAGGCAAACUGUAUCUGCUGAGGAACAUUUUAUUUCUGUUAAUGAUUUCCCUGAACUUAUGCUGCAGUCUAUUGCAAGUCAGAAGUCGCCGACUCAGUAUUCCUGAACCACUGACCUAGAUGUGUCCCAGUGCAUCUGCUGGGGAAAACAUGGAUGCCUGCAGCAAACUGAUGUUCGUAUGUCAUGUCUCUGAGCUUCACGAACAUCUACAGAGGCUUAGAACAAUUACCACAGUGACAUGAGUGAAGAGAAAGACUGUAUAAAAUAAGUCAUUUUUCUUGCUCGUCUUUGCUCGCUAAAAUAUCAAACUACAGCUUAGAUUCGUGUGAAUGGGUGCUGAGCUGAACAGAGUGAAGCACCACAGCCAACAUCACAUUGUUGUGUGCAUUCAUUUUGUGUGGACAGAGAUGGAGAUACGCAUGCGUGCAAAGACUUAUAUCAAGCGCAAAUCAACUAAAUGGAAAUGGUAGCUACAAUGUUAUUAUGUGUACAACGUAUAUAUGUCGGUGAACUCACUAGAUAGUUCGAUAGAUAGAUAGAAUGACCAUUCCAUUGCGCCUUUCCAUGUGAAGGUCUUACUUUUUUCCCCGAGUUCCAACUUCAGCAGAUUGCAGCGUGUUAACCAAACAUGGGGGUGGUCACAUAGAGCACUUGGCCUCUGCAUUCU